Molecule: messenger RNA, 2916 nt
Organism: Aquila chrysaetos chrysaetos
Lineage: Eukaryota; Metazoa; Chordata; Aves; Accipitriformes; Accipitridae
Product: taste receptor type 2 member 40-like
Exons: 1
Coding region: 1247-2182 (311 amino acids)
Biological process (GO): sensory perception of taste; detection of chemical stimulus involved in sensory perception of bitter taste; G protein-coupled receptor signaling pathway
Cellular component (GO): membrane
Molecular function (GO): G protein-coupled receptor activity; bitter taste receptor activity
Source: RefSeq, a predicted model, not a curated record
GGUGCUUUGUUACCGGCUGGGCUGAAACCACGACAGACACUUAACUGAAAGUUGGAAGACAUAGCCAGAUUCUCUUCUGGCCAGGGCAAGCAAGCUAUCCUCCGGACUGCUAUGCUCCAGCAUGGUGGGUGAAUAAAAACAAGGACAAAAAGUGGGCUUGCAGCAGCCAAAGCAAAGAAACAAGGUGGUAGAUCAGAUCAACAUCAUGACAUGACUAUCAGCAAGAGCAAAUUGCAUGCUUGCUUCAUCAAUUAGCUGGUAGGAAUGAGCUGCCAGUCAGUGUAAAUCAUACCUUUCUCUUCAGUUGGCCUUGGUGUGAUUGGUCCUUAAAGGUGUAGUUAGGCUGCUGGCUGGAGAACUUUAAUGGUUAGCGGCUAGCACUUCUGACUGGUCAAUACAUAAACAAAACACCAUAGAUUCAGGGAAGGAAAAAAAAAAAAAAACAGGACUGUAAAACAAGUGUACUAAAGCAUCCAGUUCCCUGAUGAGUGGGAAUAACAUUAGCUAUUCCAUUACAAGUCAUAAGUGGAGUUGAACCAAGGUCUGAACCCUUUGUUUUGUUAGGAAAAAUCAAGUAUAUAGUAGCCAAGCUGUGAAUGUCUUUUCUGCAAACCUAGGACCCACAGUGAGAAUGCUUGCCUAACAGUUGCAGGAGUGAGGGAGGAGGAAGAAUGUUAACUGCGUGAUGGCCAGACGUGGAAAUCAGAUCAGGCUCCUCAAACAGGUUUAAGAGACUUUAGGCAUUUGUGUACAAAAGUUAGCUCAUUCUGUAUUUUCUGAAAAUAUCUUGUAUUUCUUGCACAUUCUGAUAUUGAAAUGAUCUUUCUCCCCCCCCCCCCCCGAUAGGGCUAUGGGGCCCAAUCCUAGCAUGAGAGAGAAUACACACAUUUGAAACUCUUCUCCAUCUUUACAUACAUAAAUUCAGAGGGUUCUGUGAAAACUGGAUUACAACACACUUUUAAAAAUGCAUGAGUCCUUUAAAUGCAAAUCCUUUCUCUGAAUUGAAAAGACUGUAAUUGAAUCUUCAUCUAAUUUGCAUGCUUAGAGAAAGCAGCUGAGCUAUUAAUCAUCAAAAAGAUGUAAAAUAACAUAAAUAUUAAAUGACUUACUAUGAUACUUCUUCCUCUGAGAUAAAUAGGCGAGCAUGUGCUGAUAACAGCUAUUUGGGAUUGGCAUUGCCUUGCAAAUCUAAGGCUUUCAGGAGCCCAUGAAAAGCUGAGUAAAAAUUGUGAGUUCUUGAGUUGCGAUGUAUGCAUUAUUUUCUCUCCUUUUUGUAGCAAUUGCUAUAAUUGAAUCCAUGGCAGGACUUCUAGGAAAUGGAGCUGUUUUGGCUGUCUGUUCAACUAGCUGCAUCAGGAGCAAAAUAUUGUCCUCGUAUGAUAUGAUUAUGAUCUUUCUGAGUUUAUCCAGAUUCUCUUUGCAGUCCUGGAUGAUGCUGGAUUUGUUCCUAAGUCUGUUUUGCGAAACCUCCUAUUACGAAGAAAACUUGUUUGUAAUUUUCAAGACAGUUUUUAUGUUUCUGAACUACUCCAGCCUCUGGUUUGCUGCCUGGCUUAGUGUCUUCUAUUGUACCAAGAUUGCUAGUUUUACUCAGUCUUUCUUCAUCUGGCUGAAGCAAAGAAUUUCCAGUCUUGUGCCCUGGAUGCUGAUAACAUCAUCUCUUUUCUCCUUUGCAAUGUCUCUUCCUUUUGCCUGGGAUGUCUACGACGUGCACAACAACUUCACUGCUCCUUUAACCAUGACAAACUCUUCAGAAAGGAGAGUCACUAUGAAAGCUAGUUUUUUUUUAUUGAUUCUUCUCUGUAAUGCUGGUGUAGCACUGCCUUUAAUAGUGUUUGUUGUUUCGAGUAUCUUGCUGAUUAGGUCUCUGUGGAUACACACCAGACAGAUGCAAAAUAAUGCAACUGGCUUCAGGGAUGCCAGCUUAGAGGCCCAUGUUGGUGCCAUCAAGUCAAUCUUUUCCUUCCUUAUCCUCUAUGUUACAUAUUUUAUUUCUUUGGUUCUCAUUUUAUCCAACAUUUUUUUACCUUUAAGCAUUGGGGAAGCCAUGUGUUUAGCUCUAAUGGCUGCUUGUCCUGCAGGACACUCUAUGGUCUUAAUCUGGAGCAACCCCAAAUUUCGAGAGCUGCCAGCUAGGAUUUUGCACCAUGCAAACUGUCAUGUCAGAACUAGAUCCAUGUAAAAGAUGCUGGGAUAGCCUGGGCUUUCUAGUUUAGAUCCAAAUUAAUUAAACUGAACUCCCCAGAGGUAUAAAAUAAUAGAAGCAUGAAUGAGUAGAUUAUGGCCCUGAUCUGGAAUCAUGAGGCUGGGAAUUUGCUUUACUUGGAUGUGAUCCUUGUAAUGAGGAAUUCUGUAAGUUCUCUCCUAUUUUAAAAGAUGAUUGCCUGCAGAAUAUAUGUACUGUACUUGCUGUACUUUAUUUAGAAAUCACCAAUAUGUAAUCACUUGAGAUGGUUUAAGUUACAAAUCAGACUCUAAUGAUAGUAACAGAACAGACCUGCUUAAGCACAGGCAUGCUCAAAUUUUAUAUGUGAAUAUGAAGCUUGAAGGCUGUUUCUGGUUAGUGCAAGCACAUAUGAGGAUGCUAAGGAAUUCCCAAGAAUUUGGGAGUUUCUUACUGGUCAUUUUUGACUGCUUGUUGAUUCUAUUAGAAGAAAAAUAUUUGUUGGUUCUAAAAGCAUCUUUAAGAUUCCAGUAUGAUUCAGUAAAGCAUGACACAGCCUUUUGCGCUUCCUGCUGUUGCUGAACUAGUAAUCAGUGUCUCUGUUCCCAACAGAAAGAUACAUUGGAAGACUCUCCAAAAUCCUGUGACUAGAGCUAAUAGGAAAAAGAAUUUCCUUAAUAUCAGACUUUUCUGAAGAAUGAAUUGAAAGGUUAAUUUUUGGCUUUUGCUAGGGAGAAUAGAUUCCUCAAAUC